Messenger RNA from Stereum hirsutum FP-91666 SS1, 1794 nucleotides. Its product is annotated as MFS general substrate transporter. Gene Ontology annotation, molecular function: transmembrane transporter activity. The transcript has 17 exons. The record is from RefSeq and is a predicted model, not a curated record. Bases 74 to 1681 code for a protein of 535 amino acids. Lineage: Eukaryota; Fungi; Basidiomycota; Agaricomycetes; Russulales; Stereaceae. Gene Ontology annotation, biological process: transmembrane transport.
AUUUCCGCGACGCGCUCUCAGUGCUCCUGCAGACCCCGACUCAGAAGCUCUAUAUUCAACACGCAUCCGUAGAAUGCCAACAAAUCAUAUCGAUUCAUGCUGCGUUCCAGACGAAGGUGCUGAUCACGAUCCUGACAACGACGAAAACCAUGAAGAUCGAGAUGGGGAACAAACACCAGUAGAGGACGCCGAUCGAGAAGUGGUGGCAAAGAGGGAGCGUAGUCGGAUAGACGAGAUUCAAGCUGACUUGCCCCCGGAAGAAAGGAGGUGGAAGGAUGAUAUUGUCACAUGGGACUCGAAAGAUGAUCCUGAAAAUCCACAGAACUGGUCGUAUAGCUACAAGGUUAUCGUCACCGUGCUCUUCGGAAUGAUCACAAUGUGCUCCACAUUUGCCAGCAGUAUUUUCAGCUCUGCCUCGAACGAUGUCAGCGAACAAUACGGUGUGAGCACUGAGGUCACCAUCCUUGGCCUUAGUCUUUUUGUCCUCGGCUAUGUACCAGGCCCUAUCUUCUUCGCUCCUUUAUCUGAGAUCUAUGGGCGACGACCAGCAGUCUUGAUCCCGAUGUUUGUCUUCAUCUGCUUUUCCGCUGCCACAGCAACUGCCAAAGAUAUUCAAACAAUUUUCAUCACUCGUUUCUUUGGAGGUGUAAUGGCCAGCUCUCCGGUAGUAAACGUGGGAGGAGGACUCGCUGAUAUGUUCAAUCAGAAGGAACGGGGUGUAGCAGUCGUCUGGUACUCUUUGGCCGUUAUUGCAGGUCCCACGUUAGGCCCGAUUAUAGGUAGUGCCGUGGCUGAACAACCCAAAUUUGGUUGGAGGUGGACUGAGUAUCUUGUGGUCAUUCUGACGAGUACUGUGAUUUCCUUCAACAUAAUGUUUCUACCGGAAACCUUUGCACCAGCUUUGCUAUCCGCCAAGGCAAGGCGCCUUCGUCUGAAGACUGGUAGAUGGGAGCUGCACAGUCGGCAAGAGAUGCAGGAUUUCGCGAUUGAGACCUUCGUCGAGAAGAACUUGACGAGGCCGUUGAGAAUGAUCGUUUUGGAACCUAUGGUCGGAGUUUUGACACUUUAUAACAGCUUCGCUUACGGAAUUUUGUACCUGCUCUUCGGUGCUGUCCCCAUCGUAUAUGAAGAAAAGCGUGGCUGGAAUCCGCUCGUAGGAAGCCUGCCGUUCUUGGCCGUUCUGGUAGGGACUCUUACAGCUGCAAUGGUCAACAUUUAUUAUUCGUCGCAUGUAUUUGCACCCUACCUCGAGAAACAUGGCGGUCGAGCACCACCAGAGCGAAGGUUACCACCUAUGAUGCUCGGCGCCAUCACCUUCCCCGUAGGGUUCUUCCUCCUCGGAUGGACAAGUGAUCCCAGCAUCAAUUGGUUUCCCAGUGUGCUCGGACUUGCUUUCAUCGGCAUGAGUUUUCUGCUUAUUUUCCAGGCGGGAAUAAACUAUCUUCUUGAUGCUUACACGAAAUAUGCCGCAUCGGCAGUUGCAGCCAACACAUUCAUGCGUAGCAUCUUCGCCGCCGCCCUCCCGCUUGUGGCCCAGCCGUUGUUCCAUAAUUUAGGCAUCAAUUGGGCAUGUACGCUGCUUGGUUGCAUAUCGGUGCUACUUGCAGUCGUGCCAUUUCUCUUCUACAUAUAUGGCCCGAAGUUGCGUGCGAUGUCGAAGAUGGCUGCCGAUGAUAUUUGAAUAGGGUUUCUCGAACGGGGUCUUGAACUAACGGGUGUAUCAUGAAUAACAGUGCAUGGACCGUACAUAUGUUGUCUUCUACACAAGGAUUAAUUUAACAUGCCCUCAGUCCU